AUGGAUGGAUGUGGGCCGGCAAAUUAUCGCUCGCAGUUUGGUGGCGCCAAAUUUUCGCGCAUUCGAUGGCUCGAUCCAGGCACAAGAUGCGCGAAUUUCUUGACAUCCACGUAUGAUUGCAGGAGCAGUGAAAUAGCGGCAUGGUCGAUGAUCGAAGGUACUGAUUCCGAUGCGGACGAUUUGUGCGUCUGUGAGUGCAAAUUGGAAGUUUCAACUGAUGUGAAUGAUUUGGUGCUUUGCAAUGCAAAAAGAUUUGCGGCUGCAAUGAAUGAUGGCUCGGUAAGGGUGGUUGCUUAUGACGAAGGUGUCAUCGAACCGGUCACAGUCUACAGCAAUUUGCAUGCAGAAUGCUCCUGCAACGCACUGUGUUUCAACGGUGACCGAGUGAUAUCUGGUGGCCAAGGUGGUACGCUAGGUCUGGCAAGUGUUCGCUCGAUUGAAACAAUCGGUGAACAGAUAUUCGUUUCGGCUCAUCUGGACGGCCAGAUCUGUCUGUGGGAUCUACGAAAAGAAACGGCACCGCUAGCGAAGCCAACGUUUUCGUGGCGUGUCACGGAAUACUUCCAGGGUGCCACAGCUAUCGGUUUUGGCACGGAAGAAGGUGGCAUCGGUUUUCUGGAUACCCGGCAAAGCAGCUACAUUUUGAAUACAAUUGCUAUGCCAUUUCCAGUUGGAACUAUUUGGGAGGUAAUUUGCUUUUCAUUCGCAGAUUUUGAUGGCCAGUCGCGAACAAAUGUAUGGUUGUCACGAUCAGUUCGUUCUGGAAAUGCAUUUGUCACGAUCCUCAUCAAUGGAUUUGCCUCAGUGAACACUUUCGAUGUAUCAGCCAAGGGAAUUUUGGCAUGCUCCGAUAAUCAAAUGAUUACUUAUAUUGACAAAAAUUACUUAGCAUGA
This is a messenger RNA of Gongylonema pulchrum, 894 nucleotides long. Lineage: Eukaryota; Metazoa; Nematoda; Chromadorea; Rhabditida; Gongylonematidae. The record is from the annotation of a GenBank genome assembly.